Saprolegnia parasitica CBS 223.65 is the source of this 550-nucleotide messenger RNA. Its product is annotated as thioredoxin-like protein 4A. The record is from RefSeq and is a predicted model, not a curated record. Gene Ontology annotation, cellular component: U5 snRNP; spliceosomal complex; U4/U6 x U5 tri-snRNP complex. Lineage: Eukaryota; Oomycota; Saprolegniomycetes; Saprolegniales; Saprolegniaceae. The transcript is spliced from 2 exons. Gene Ontology annotation, biological process: mRNA splicing, via spliceosome. The coding region runs from base 31 to 459 and encodes 142 amino acids.
CCGUUCCUCGUCCUCCUCCUCUCGGCUAUCAUGUCGUACAUGCUUCCUCACCUGUGUUCGGGCUGGGCCGUCGAUCAGGCCAUCAUGACCGAAGGUGACCGCGUCGUCGUCAUGCGAUUUGGGCAUGACCAUGAUCCUGUGUGUAUGCAGAUGGACCAAGUGCUUGCGGGCAUUGCGGAGGACGUCAAGAACUUUGCCAUCAUCUACGUGGUGGACAUCACGGAGGUGCCCGACUUUAACACGAUGUACGAGCUCUACGACCCGUGCACCGUCAUGUUCUUUUACCGCAACAAGCACAUCAUGAUCGAUCUCGGCACGGGCAACAACAACAAGAUCAACUGGGCCUUCAACAACAAGGGCGAAAUGAUCGACAUCAUCGAGACCGUCUACCGCGGCGCGCGCAAGGGUCGCGGUCUCGUCAUCUCGCCCAAGGACUACUCGACCAAGUACCGCUACUAGACCCUUGGCCUCGUCGCCCGUAGCCACGACGCUGCUGCCCAAGCUAUCACUGUCGCCCACGCGUAGCUCAAUACACGUCGUGUUCUAUUUA